CCUACUUCCCAUAUUUUGUUAUAUAACCUUAACAGCACCUCCUUUCCUUUAUCAGUUAGAUUUUCUAACAUAGUAUAACUAAUUUCAUCUUUUCCUGGAGCUGUUUUCCCUAAUUUCUUCAAUGCCCUACUAAGCUCAGUCCCUGAGAAAUGUAUAUUUAGUACCUGGUCCUCUUCAUCUUUCCCUAAAUUAAACUGAUAUCUUCUACAAGUGUUCUCCCUACCUCUUUUCUCCUCUUGGCUUAAAUUGUCUGUGCUGUGGACUUUAAGUAAGGUCCUUGCUAUGACUUCUGCUUUCUCUUUAUUAUUAAUAAUAACCCUCUGCCCAUCCAUCAGCAUUGGAUUUCCAUAUUCUUUUCCAUUUCCUUUAAUUUUUUAAUCAUUCCAUCUUUAUCAGUCCAUCAGCACAGGCAGGUGAAUGAGUGAGUGAGUGAGUGAGUGAGUGAGUGUUUCUGCGGACUCAGUGAUCAGACACACCUGGGCUCACCAGCUGCUCAUCAAGGACCUGUGUGUGUGUGUGUGUGGAGGAGACAUGCUGCCGAACGCCAACACUGUGCCGAAACUCUACCUGUCCGUGAUCGAGGAUGUGCUGGAGAGCGUCAGGGAGCUGUUCCAGGAUGAAGGAGUGGAGGAACGAGUGCUGGAACACCUGAGACAGCUCUGGGAGUCAAAGGUCGUGCAGUCUAAAGCUGUCGAGGGUUUCAUUAAAGACAACAAUCCAUCCAAAUUCGUCCUGCAGCUUCCAGCAAACUACACCCAGAGCCUCCACAAACCCACCGUCGUCAUUCCAGCUGCUGCAAAUGUGCAGAACUUCACCUCUAAAAGCAGCUGUGGGUCAGUGGCCACGUUCUCUCUGCCACCGGGAAUAUCAUAUCCAGUGCAGAUUCCAGCUGGUGUGACGCUGCAGACGGCCUCUGGACACCUCUACAAGGUCAAUGUCCCAGUGAUGGUGACCCGUGGAGCUCAGCACGUUCUGACUCGUCCCGCUCAGGCCCCUGUCACAGUCCCUCAGCCUCCGGCUCGUCUGCCUGACCCAGCUGCCCCGGCCUGCCUGCCCAACACCACUGCCUCAGCCCAUCUCCCUGACCCCGCUGCCCGCCUGCCUGACCCCGCUCCCCCAGCACCACAGACUCCUCUAGACUCCUCUGCCAGCCCCGGAGAGUUCACCCUGGAUGGCAUUGAGUUCAGCCCACAGCCUGUAGACGCCAGCGGCUUCACACCGGCUCAGCACUGCGGGUACAGCAGCUUCCUGAAGGAGCGAGACGCGGAUCCUCCAGACCUGCAGAACAACACCAGUCCUGGCCGACAGCUCAGCUUCAGUCCGCUGCUGGAGAUCCCUCAGCUGGACGGAGCGGCCGACAGCAGCGACUCUCUGGAGGAUGAAGAGGAAGAUGAGGAGGAACUGGGGCUCGUGGGAGAGAAGGAGUUUCUGGGAAUGAUCAGUGCUAAUGAGGAGGAGGAGCUGGAGGAGGAAGAGGAUCCGCUGAACUCUGGAGACGAUGUGAGCGAACAGGACAUCCCGGAGAUCUUCGACACGGAGAACGUCAUCGUCUGCCAGUAUGACAAGAUUCACCGUAGUAAAAACCGCUGGAAGUUUUACCUGAAAGAUGGCGUGAUGUGUUACGGAGGGAAGGAUUAUGUGUUCUCCAAGGCUGUGGGUGAGGCCGAGUGGUGAAACAGCGAACCGAUGCGCUCAGAGCUGAAACCGCUGUAGUUUUCCUUCAUACAGAUGCUGAUUUAUAUUCAUCUAUGAUUGUCUUGAGUUUGGGAUUUCAUACUUCUAUUCUCUAAUACAGAGGCGAAUGUUAGUGCUUGAUGAAAAAAAAGGAAGUUGAACGAGUGUUUGUUUUUUGUUUUUGUUUGUUUUUCCCCUCUUUCUCUGAUAAAUCCAUCAGGAGUGGACAGAGUUCUUCAGUUCAUAUGAUUUCUUGUGUUUGGUUCAUUUGAAACUACCAAACACUCAUAACAGUGCUGUAUUGGAGCUCAUCUGCUGCUUUGCUUUGAGAGAUGAGUUUUGUGUUGUUGCUGCAGAUUAAAAUCAGGAAACCUGUAAGUUCA
Danio aesculapii is the source of this 2057-nucleotide messenger RNA. It is a transcript of the gene gtf2a1l, whose product is annotated as general transcription factor IIA, 1-like. The transcript has 9 exons. Bases 532 to 1674 code for a protein of 380 amino acids. Gene Ontology annotation, biological process: transcription initiation at RNA polymerase II promoter; transcription by RNA polymerase II. The record is from RefSeq and is a predicted model, not a curated record. Gene Ontology annotation, cellular component: transcription factor TFIIA complex. Lineage: Eukaryota; Metazoa; Chordata; Actinopteri; Cypriniformes; Danionidae.